UAAGAGUAAGAGCUCUUGAAGCAGCACAUAACUACAAACAUGCAUUUUCCUACUAUUAGUCUCGUCUUUUGCCUUUUCGUUUUUCAACCGUUUGUAUAUGGUCAACUUGAUUACAAAUUUUAUGAUACCACUUGUCCUAAUUUGACGAAAAUCGUGAGGUUCGGUGUUUGGUCUGCGAUGGCUAACGAUACCAGAAUGGCGGCAUCACUUCUUCGCUUGCAUUUUCAUGACUGUAUUUCUAAUGGGUGUGAUGCUUCGGUGUUACUUGAUGAGACUAGUAGUUUCAGGAGCGAGAAGGACGCUCUUCCUAAUCUAAAUUCAGCUAGAGGGUUUGAGCUUAUUGAAAGCAUAAAAGCAAAUGUGGAGAAAGUUUGUCCUAAAACAGUUUCGUGUGUUGACAUAUUGACACUCGCUGUGAGAGACGCAGUUUUACUGACGGGAGGGCGUUAUUGGAAUGUAGCCCUGGGACGUCGAGAUGGUCUCACAGCAAAUAUAACUGCGGCAAACACGAUGACUCCAUCACCUUUUGAGUCUUUAGAUGACAUUAUUGCAAAAUUCACAGCAAAAGGUCUUGAUAUAAAAGACGUAGUUGCAUUAUCAGGUGCGCAUACCAUAGGAUUUGUACAAUGCUUCGCGUUCAAGUUCAGACUAUUCAACUUUAGUGGAACAGGGAGUUUUGAUCCAUCACUAGACGCAUCAUUUGCAAGUAGUUUGCAAACUCAGUGUCCGAAUCAAGAUGCUUCGGACACCACACUAGUCCCUCUUGACGCGGUGACAACUACAAAGUUUGACAACAUGUUUUUCAGGAAUCUUGUGAACAACUCGGGGGUUUUAGGUUCAGAUCAAGCUCUUAUGAGUGAUAAUAGGACCUCGGCCAUGGUUAUAAACUAUAGCAAGUAUCCGUUCUGGUUUGCUAAAGAUUUUAGUGAUUCGAUGGUUAAGCUAAGCAACGUGGGUGUAAUUACGGGGCAAAAUGGUCAAGUUAGAGACAAAUGCAACCUUGUGAACUAGAAAAUCUGUAGCUUUUCAUGGUUGUUGUAGAUUGUGUUUCAGACUUGUUUAUGUUUUUGGAUGAAUAAUUAUGCUUAUUGCAAAUAUUGAAUUCUGCUAUAUGCGACAAUUUCAACUCA
Molecule: messenger RNA, 1130 nt
Organism: Helianthus annuus (common sunflower)
Lineage: Eukaryota; Viridiplantae; Streptophyta; Magnoliopsida; Asterales; Asteraceae
Product: peroxidase 10
Exons: 4
Coding region: 40-1011 (323 amino acids)
Biological process (GO): response to oxidative stress; hydrogen peroxide catabolic process
Molecular function (GO): peroxidase activity; heme binding
Source: RefSeq, a predicted model, not a curated record